This is a messenger RNA of Anguilla rostrata (American eel), 1500 nucleotides long. RefSeq names its product intracellular hyaluronan-binding protein 4-like. Gene Ontology annotation, cellular component: nucleus; cytoplasm. The transcript has 8 exons. The record is from RefSeq and is a predicted model, not a curated record. The coding region runs from base 149 to 1273 and encodes 374 amino acids. Gene Ontology annotation, biological process: positive regulation of RNA splicing; positive regulation of translational initiation. Lineage: Eukaryota; Metazoa; Chordata; Actinopteri; Anguilliformes; Anguillidae. Gene Ontology annotation, molecular function: RNA binding.
GAGCUACCGCACCUGCGGGAAGUUAAAUCAUUACGAUUCAACUGGUCUGCAUCAACGUCCCAGCACCUGAAACAGCGUUCGGGCUCUGUGCGGCGUUUUAGACCUGCAGUAGAGCCGUCUUUUGACUUCUGUCUGUCUGUCUAACGUGAUGGGGGUGAUUGACGAUCUCAGCGCUAUGCCGGACACCGGUUUCGGGUGCGCCGUGACGAACCGUUUCGACCGACUUCUGGACGACGAGGCUGACCCGUUCGACAUCCUUCGCGAGGCCCAGGCUGAGAAGCAGAAGAAGAAGAAAAAAGAAGAGCAGAAGAAAGCUGACCCGGGGAAACCAGGAAAAAAAGAAUCUCAAAAGGAGAGGAAGGUUCCUCUAAGCGGGGGUGGCGAUGCAGGUCAGAAGGCCCCGCUUCGCGUGGGACUGGCCCCAAGCCAGGACCGCGGGGAGAAGCGCGUGGUGUUCAGGGAGCGACGGCACAACGAGAUUGAUGCUCCUCUGGAAUACUCUAUUGUGAAGCCACAGGAGCAGGCAGAUCCUGGGGCCCGAGGAGGGCGGGGCGGAGCGCGCGGGCGGGGGGGGCGAGGCGGGGGGCAUCCCCGGGGUGCGGAGGCUGCAGACCAGAGGCGCAAGCGAGAGUUCGACCGCCACAGCGGAAGCGUGAAAACGGGGGUCCGGCCGGAGGAGAAGAGGGGAGGAAACGGGCCUCAUAACUGGGGCUCCGUGAAGGACCAAAUGAGUGCCGUGAUGGAUGCGAUUACUAAUGAGGGUGGAGGAGACGCAGAGGGAGCGCAGGAGGUUGCCGAGGUGGAUGGAGAGCUCAGAGUGACCGAAGCGGACGCGGAGGCUGCUGGGAAGGUGGAGAUGUCCCUGGACGAGUGGAAGGCCCUGCAGGAGCAGAACAGGCCCAAGAUGGAGCUGAACCUGCGCCGGGCAGACACCAGCGUGCUCUCCAAGGCCGUGGUCAUCCACCAGUCCAGACACCUGGAGGACGUGAGUGACGGACCGGAGGAGGAGGAGGACGGUCACUUCUUCCGCCGACCUGCCAACGACAUCACCUCCCGCAUGGAGAUCAACUUCGGCCACUUGAAGCGCCCGAUGCGGGGGGGCAGAGGGGGCCGAGGCGGGCGCGGCAGGGGAGCCCCCUUCCCCGCCCCUGAGACUGAACCUCAGCCGCCGUCUGAUGCGGCCCCGCCUCCAGCCCCGGCUCCACCUCCGGCUCCAGCACCCAACCCCGACGAUCCAGAGGACUUCCCCGCUCUCGGGGCUCGGGAGGCCUGAACGGGGUCACCUGAUCGCACCAAUCGGGCGGCUCGUGGGCGGGGCAUGUCGCGCUCUGCGAUUAAUGGGCCUUUUCGCUGCAUUAGCCUUAACUGCUAUUUAAAAUAAACAGGUUUGGUUCAUAGCUUCCGGAUUCGUUUGUUUUGUUUUUUUUUUUUUUUAUCAGGAGUGACUUCUGAUCUCUGUAUGGCCAGUGUUUGGUAUGUUAUGAAUUUCACCUGUGGGGG